UAGAAAGAGAAGAGCGAACGAUCGAAAUCAAUGUCCGCGAUUUUAUUUAUCCUUUCGUCUUCUUUUCCAUUUCUUUUUAUUUUUCUUUUUUCCUUCUCUAUUCUUUCUUUCCUUCCUUUUUUUCCUCUUUUUUUUCUUCUUUUCGUAAUCUUAUCACGACGAUUAUAUUGUCAAAAGAAAAAAAGAAAACAUAAAUGAAUAAGUAAAUAAGAUAAGUUAAAAUAAAUCAAGUAAUGGAAGAGAAAAGAAAAAGAAAAGGAUGGGAAAAAGGAAAGAAGAGAAAAGGAAAGAAAAGAAAAAGAAACAAAUCAACCAUGCUCAUUCGAAAAUGUGUAUUAUUAAUCUCUUUCGAAAGCAACAAGCCCAAGCACUUUUCUCACUUAAUUUCAUGGCUUUUCUCGAGCCUUCUUCUUCUUUUUCAUCGACGAAGAAGAAGUUAUGUUGAAAGCUUUCAAAAGCUGUUCUUUAUUAUUACAUACAUAUAUAGAUCGCAAAUAUAGAUUAUAUAUAAUAAACGACGACAACAGCAACAAUAACAGCAACAACAAUAACAACAAAGAAAAAUAUAUAUAUAUAUUGAGAGAAAGAGAGAGAGAUACAUACGCAUAGAUAUAUAUAUAUACGUACAGAUACAUACACACAUACACACACACGCAUUAUAUAUACAUAUAUAUUAUAUAUAUGCAUAUGUUAUAUUGAAAGUAGAACAAACGUGCAUAUCGAUUCGUACAACGAGGCGUCGAUCUGAAAUGAAAUUCCAACCCAGACACUCGAUUCAUUAUUAUUUAUUUAUUUAGUUUUAUUAUUAUUAUUAUCAUUGUAAUUAUCAUUAUUAAUAUUGUUGUUGUUACUAUUAUACUAUAGAUAGUAUAGUUAAUACGAUCAAUAACGUCGGCGUUCAUAAUCGAUUCUCAAUCUAACAAUUUUAUGAAAAUCGAUAGAUCGGAUUAAAUAUUAUAAAAUGAAAGACGAAACGGUGAACAUCGAUGUUAUUAAUUUUUCCUAAUCGACUUAUUAGAAUAAUAAUGAUAAUGAUGAUGAUGAUUACUAUUAUUAUUAAUGUUGUUAUAUCAAUACCUAUGGUUAACGUAAACGUUAUCAUCGUUAUCAUAAUGGACACUGUCGAGCGUAAAAAAAAUGCCGUAUAUUAAUAUUAAUAUUUUUAUUAUUAUUAAUAUUAUUAUUAAUAUUAUUAUUAUUAUUAUUAUUAUUAUUAUCAUCAUCAUUAUUAAUGUUAGUAUAUUCAUGAUCAUCAUUAUCAUCAUCAUCAUCAUCAUCAUAGCAAAUGGACAAAAUGACCGAAAUUUAUUAAAUGCAUUGAUUGCAGUGUUGCAAUACCAUUUGUUUCGUUAUUUCCUAUCAUUCCAAUAUUUUCCUUAACUUCACAAGAUUCUUAGAUUAUUUCGUAUAUGUAUCGAUCAUUAGAAGUAUAAUAAAAUAAUUUUUAUGCGAGAGUAUAAAUAAAAAAGGAAAAGAUAGGUAGAUAAAUAGAGACAAAGAGAGUGAACAAAUACUUUCCGAUUUUUUCCAAACUGUAAUAGAAAUUUAUAAAGAAAGAGGUCUUAUCAAGAUAUCUGGAAAAUGCAAUGAAAAUGAAAUUGAAAACAAAUGAAAAACAAAUUAAAAAGUAUGCAGAUAAUGAAAUACUAAUCGAUAACAAUUCUAUUCUAAUUUCAUUAUUUUCAAAUCAAUGCAAUGAAAAAACGUGCAACUUUUUUAUUUGUUCCGUCACAUCUGUUCUGUUUUAUUCGUGAAUACAUUCACCGACUAAUAAGUAGACCAAAGAAACCGUUUAUCGGCUGUAUAAAAGUGGGUUACGAGUACGACAUUUAUAAGAGGUCAGAAAUUAAUCGUGCGUAACUGAGAAAGGAAAGAAACAUAAAUAAUAAUAAUAAUAAUUACGACGACGACGACGACAAAACAACAACAACAAUGAUGAUGAUGAUGAUGAUGAUGAUGAUGAUGAUGAUGAUGAUAAUGAUAAUAAUGAUAAUAAUAAUAAUUAGAAAAUUUUAUCUAACAUAGACAUUCCAACGAUUUUAUCGUCGAAUAUCUCAAUCUCUUUUUCUAAUCUAAUAAUUAGAAAAUAUUGCAUCCAACGUAUGUUAUAAGAUUUUAUCGACUAAUAUCUCAAUCUUACAUUUUCUAUUAUCAUAAAAUUCAUGAAAUAUCUAUAAUUGAUUAUAGAAUAUGUUCUCAUUUAUGUUCGUCGUCAUCUUCGCCUUCACUCCGUCGAAUUUAAUUAUUUUUUCUUUUUAAUUUCUUUUCGUAUGUAUUGGAAAAAUACAUAUUUUGCUAGAAGAAGCAAUGAUACGAUGAUAUAUGUCUCUUUGUAAUUGAUUCAAUCAAUUUUUUCUUUCGAGCUUGUAAUAAGGAUAAAACGUCUCAAUGUAGAUGAGUACAUUCUGGAAAUCGUAUUUGAUUCUGAAAUUAUAUUUUGUCUCUUAGAAAAAGAAAGACAAACAGAGAAAAUCAAUAAUGAUUUAAUUUCUUCUCAUGCAAAUCUGUAUGUCGAUUAAUUCAAAUCAUGUUUUCGUGUUUACAAGAAUAUUAAAUCGACAGAUGUUUGUUUAUUCAGCUGUUCGUAGGAACGUGCCAAUGAAACUAUUCUAUCUAAAAAAAACAUAUUUUUGAUUCGUUCUAUUGAUCUUAUAUAUUAUUUCCAUUCUGUGAUUUACAUACAUAUAUGUGUUUGUAAAUAAUAUGAUCUUAUAAAUGUUUCUUUGCAUUGCAUUAUAUUUUAUUUAUUUUAUUCUUAUACUAAUAUAUUUUAUUAUUUUAUUAUCAUAUUAUUAGAGAUAAGAUAUUACAAUUAGCUAAUAUUAUAUCUAUGUAAAAGUUCUAAUUGUCUUAUAAUUAUCUUAAAAAUAUAUUGUGACAUUAUUAUUGUUAUAAGCAAUUAUUAUAUUUUAUUAUAUAUAGACAAUAUAUUAUAGUUAUUUAAUAUUAUAUAUAAUCCAAUAUUAUUAUAUACAUUUUAUCUAAUAUUAUUAGCUAAACUAUAUUGUACGAAAUAUAUAAAUAUAUUUGUUAAUAAUAAUAGUAAUAAUUUCAAUUCAUUAAAUACUGCAAAAAAAGAAAGCGUUUCAUUCGAUCGAUUUGUCCAUGCAAAUUUUUUUUUUUUUUCUUUUUUUUAAUUAAUUUUUCUCGAAACUAAGGAUGUUCACAUAUUAGUUAUCAAAGAUUUUAUCGUAUGUAAGAUUUAAAAGAAUUUGUGGAAUCGUUUGAAUAUUGUCGGACAUUGUUGCGGUUUCGGCUUGCCAUCCAACUUCAAAUGCCAUCGAGACAUUCUAGAAGUUUCGCAUGGGCGUGCGUGUGUGCAUAAUUGCGAUAGUAUUACUUCCGAAUUACUUAAUAUUAUACGUCUUAUAAGCUAAAUCUAUGUGUCUGUGCGUAUAUAAUGUGUAUGUGAUCACAUUCCAGACUUUCUUAAGCAAUUAUGCCAUAAUGCACGAGCAACUUACAACCAUCGACCCUUUGGCAAGAAUAGCAGAAGCCGUUCGCUGACUCGACUGGCAGUACAUGGAACAGGACGAAGAUGUCAAAGUCAAUGAUCAAUUUCUAAUCGUUGUCCUGCUUUUCAUCAUUUAAUUAUCGUCCAUCCGAUUCUUCUACCCGAGUUUAAUAAUAGAAUUGUCAACUGAGUGAUCUGAUGGUCUUUCGAGAUGUCGUGGAAAUGGAUAUCAAGUUGUAUUCUUGCAACAUGGUUGUUGAGCACAGUUGGAGCGAUUACCGUGUCCAUAGACCGUUCUGAUAUUAAAACUUCACCAACACGAUCGUCGAUGAUCGCAAACGGAUGGAGACCACUGGCAAAUGGAUACGAAGAUGCGAUCAAUACGAAUACAAAGUCGACCAAUCAUCUGGAGAGAAACGUGCAGCCUCAUCCUGUAUUAAAUAAAUUUCAAGAGCACAUGAUCAAGUCGGAAAAACUGAAAUCCCAAAGGAACAAAAAUAAGCAGAACCCCUCGUCCAAUCAAGAUUACAGUCCUCCUACUAUACUUGGAAGUUUCACAGUUUUUGGUAAUGCUGCGGCCAAGGCACGUGGAGAAGGGCAAAAAGUUUCUCAACAAGGUCAUGGAAAUAAUAAAUACGUCGCUUCGGAAACCAGAGAUUAUACAUUUUUGAUACCACCACCGAAGGACGCAUAUCGAUUUGAACAUCCCGAGCCACCGCGCAAAAUUAUUAGAGACAAUAGUUAUUCGAUCGUAAACGAUUUCUUAAGGCAACCAGCAUACGUACCGCCCCAGGUACAUCAAAUUAUACCAGAUGCAGUGAGAGCUGCUACUUAUUUUAUCAAAGGAUACACAUCGACGACCAAUCCAACCCUAUCGACGUCAUCCAGAAAUAAUAGACCACCGACGUCCUUCUUCAAUGGUUAUUCCAACGGUGUUCCUCAACUACUUCAACCUCCAAGACAACAAGCUAUACCAUUCGAAUCAUUAAAAAUACCUAGCAAUGCCAAACCGUAUCUUCAACCACCCGGUAGCGAACCUGGCGAAGAUUUUGGUAAAAACGACGGGAUCGUUGAACAAAAACGUCAUCCUAGUUACGAGAGAUAUCAACCUCAAAUACACACGUCCAACGGUAAUUUUUACGCUCAAGUGAAUCAUCCAAUAAAUCAUUACAAAACUUCCUACGAGAGGAAUCCGGCUUAUCUUAUUCAUGAAAGUCACGAAGUUAGUUACGUGACACCUUCCUCUAUAUAUAACGAGUACAAUUUCAGACCUUCCGUGUCUUAUGACACAUUAUUACCGUCCGAAGUUUAUUCAACUUCUAUGAUUGAUAUGUCGUCGACUACUGCAACACCGCAAAUUCAAAAUCAGUCUUUGAAAUACGGUCAUUCGAACGACGUCAUUCGCGAAGAAAAUUAUUAUAAAAGUCCUCGUAUCGUUAGUACUACUGUCAAACAGAACGAUAAUCAUAGUAAUAUUUUAUCGACCUCAAUUAUACCUAAUACUUAUUACGUGUCCGAGCAACAAGAUUUAACUCCGCCACCGGCCUCUUGGCCAUUAUCAAAAAAUAAAUACCCUUCGGAUAUAAACGAGGUAUUGCCGAGGGUUAAUCCACCGAAUAAAUUCGCUCCCGGUGUUGUACAAGCCAGUCAGCUUCCACCACUACCAAGUACGGUUUAUGUUAACCCUCAAGUACAUCAAUAUCAAAGCUCUAUUGUACCUAGCCAACAGCAUGAUUAUGAAACGCCAGAGAGUAUAUCUUUAAAGCAUUUCAAUGAGCAACAGUUUAUUAUUCAACAACAGCUUGUACAUCGUGACAGAGAACGUCUUGCUGAACAGGAGCAUCAGCAACAGAUGGAAAUUAAACGUCAACAACAGGAAGAAUUAAAAAAACAUCAAGAGGAAUUAGAGAAAUUAAUUAAACGAGACAAAGAGGAAGAGAAUAAUUCGUCCGUCGAGAGGAACAUUACUGAUCACAUUGAAUUCGCGAAAAUCAAUAACGGCGAAAGGCCAUAUACAACUGAACUCCCCCAAUACGAAAUCCCUGUGGUAAUUUCGCAAUCGCCUAUUAUCUAUAACGAACAAAAUACAUUCAAAGAGCGCACCAAGUCUCAUGGGUCGCAGAUUCAACAACCAAAGGUAGGUUCGCUAUUGAAAACGAGCUUUGAAAAUCAAAAAUAUCAAACGCAAUUCAAUCAAGAACAACAAACGAAUUACAACAAAGAAUCGAGUAAUUAUCAAAAGGUAUUGAAUAACCAACAACAGGAGCACGUUAAUUAUCAAGAACCUGAAUUACAAUCUCACAGACAACAAAAACCAUCGCGCGAUCAAUACAGAAGAAAGAAGCCUGGUGUUGCAAAUACGAGCGAGAGAGGUCACGAAAAUAUAAUUACGACUGAUAUACCGAUUCAGUCACCGGAAACAUUGAUUCCCAGUACUUUCUCGCUCGAAGAAAUAUCUAUACAUACGACCGUUUCACCGGAACCUACAACUUUCCCAAACUCCCAAAGUAUAACUCAAAGAUCGAGAACUCGUAGACCAGGAUUAUCAAGCCAACGAAGAAGACGUCCUUCUACAACCACACCAGAACCUAUUACUCUAAGCGAAGGUGAAUACUAUGAAAAGUACGAGGAUAUAGAACAGCAACAGCUUGAUCCCAUUAAACGUAGACGUAUUAAGCCAACACAUGAAACGUACCAGGAAACGUAUUUCGAAAGACGACCAAAUAUAAGGAAACGUCCCGGUAAUCGAAUUAGGGUUAAUCACGGAGAACCCUAUGAAGCAGAAAUCGUUACUGAGAUUAUCCAGACUCCUGUCAAUGCCUAUAAGGGUAAUAGUGAACAUCGUGAGAAAUACCUCGAAGAUAAUAAACAUGCGUCAAACUUAUCUAACAAUCAAUAUUUCGACUAUACAUCCGUUGGAUCCCAAUAUACGGACGAUGAUCGUCGAAAUUAUACUACUGAAAUUAUUCAAUCGGAAUACUCAACUGAAUUAACCAAAAGUGAUAACUUCGAGGAAUCUCAAGAUAUUAUUCGCGAUCAUAAUCAUCGGAUGAAUACGAACAUUGGCACGAAUAUUCCUCUCGAAGAUUUGUUCGUUAAAACAGAUGGAUAUUACUUCGAUAAAGAUAUAGCUACAUUGCCUACAGCGACUAUAGAUAUUAAAACAACUACAGCAGCUUCCACCACCACCGCCGCUGCUUCCACCACCACCACCGGGAGCAGCACCAAUACCAUGACUAAUACGCCGACUACUACGCAGACUACCACGACGAUACCGCCACCAUCGCCAACGUUGCUUCCCCCGACCUCAUCUUCGUCACUAUCUACGACAACCUCGAUCGUUAAACUCGUUACGCAACCUUCCCAUGUUCCUCUGACUACGUCGAGACUUAGAAUUCGUCCGAUGCGACUUGGUAAUACAACCAGACCAAGAUUCAGUAUAAAAGAUUAUCAAAAUCGAAUAGAUUAUAAAAAUAAAUUUUCCACUACUACGGAACCUAAUCAGACAGUUCAAUCUAAACAGAAAUUAUUCAAUUUCAAGCUUCAGCAAAACAAGGAGCACGUGGGAAACAGGGACACAACUGGUAGAUACAAAUAUAUGUUUAGAACAAGUCCUGUAGCUACCACUGCUACACCGACUAACGAACCAGAAAAUAAAUUCGAAAACGAACGUAAUCCAUCAUCAUCUACCACAGAACGAUCGAUCAAUAGAUUCGUCCCUAAGAGAAGACCGUCGAGUGAUAAUUUUUACCGUAGUAGAAUAUCUGGUAUUACGAGUAAUCGAUCUCAGCAGCAGCAGCAGCAGCAGCAAGAACAACAACAGCAACAACAAGGUAAUAGCGAAAACAGUUCGAAAUAUAAUACAGUCAGACUAGAAAAUAUUUUUUCUUCCUCAGUGAGACGCAGACCAAUUAACCAACACAGACGACUAGUUUACAAAGAGUUCCCUAUACCCGAUCAUUAUGAUUCUAUUAAUAAUCAUACUGAUAAUAAUUAUAAUAAGACAGCGUUAACAACGGAAUUGGCCGUUGAAGAAACUAGUCACCAUGUAAUUGGUACAACAGCAUCCUCCAAUAAGCAACCACAAAAAGACGUGGUUGCUGACAAAGACGAAGUUGAAAGAUCAAAUCAUUCGUCAAAAUUUAAAGAGAAAAAUGAAUCAAGCAACAAGAAAUUUGAUCACAUGGGUAUCGUCCAAGAUAAACACGAUACCAUUCAGAUCAAUGCUUCCAACAAUAAUAGAGAAGCCACGGUUGCUAUGCAGAAAGAAAAUAAGGAGGAUCAGAACACUAUGGAAAAACAAUGGAAAGGUACAAAGAAUCUCGACGUACCUUACGAAGAAGAAGAAUUACUUGCGAAAGCAUCUCAAAGUGUAGCUGACCUCACUAGCUCGGCGUCUGCUCUUUACAAUAAACCCGGCAUGUUCAAAGCUGUUUCACCCGAGAGCAGAGUAAUAUCGCCAAAUUUCAAGAUCACCGCGGACGAAUCUACAUUGCCGAUCGAAGCAUUCUUCCAAGAGCUCUCCAAGAAGAAUUGAAGAAGUUUCAUCGGUCACAACAACAUAGGUACUUAUGGCCAAUAUUUAAUGUAGAAUUCAAUAACCCUUUCGCGACCAAAGGCAUUGUAAAUAAAAUAUGAUUGACGAAUAUAGCCGCUUUUCAUAAGAUAUCACGUAUUAUUUGUAUUAUGAGUAAUUAGAGAUAUUACGUAUCGAGUAUUUUUCCUGAGAGCUUAUAAAAAUGUUUUCGAAACAGCUCAACUCUUUUUUAUUUCUUUUUUCUCUCCAAUAAACACAGUCAUAGUGAUUCGGGUUGCAACGAAAUGUAAAUACAGCCGCUGGCGUACACAGUUUGGUGCGGCGACGCGUACCGUGGGAGUGCCGUCGCGAAAGGGUUGAAAACAAAGAGAGUAGAAACGUAUACGAUCGAAUUAUAUUCAUGUUUAGUAGCGUCUCGCUCGAUAAUAGGCAAAUUAUAGUAAAGAUUAAUAUUGAAAAAAAAACAAAAAAACAAAAAAAGAAAAAAACAUAAAAUAUAUAAAAAAAAGAACAGAAAAAUAAAAAAACCAUAAAAAACAAAAAAAAAAACAAAAAAUAAAAACAAAAAAAAAUUAUUCAAAUCAUAUAUAUGCAUGCGUAUCUGUGUAUGAUAAUUAUCGUAAAUAAAGAAAACAAAAUCUUUCAUGCUAAAAAAGUAAUCGUAAAUUAAAAUCUUUUAAAUAUUAAUAAUCAUUCAUCGAAAGAAAAGUCGUGAAUCAUAUGUCUAUAUAUAUACAUAUCUAUGUGUGUUUUUAUAUAAAAAAAAGAGAAAAAGAAAAAAAAACUGAAUGUAAAGUAGACUGAGCGAGACGAACAAAACGUAUCGUUUUACUUUGAUUUUUAUUAUAUAUUAUAUUUCUAUUAGAUAUUUUGAUGUAUAUAUGUAUAUGUACUAUAUAUAUAUACAUAUGUAGCUGUGUAAAUAAUUACAUUUUUCACGGUAUAAUUUUUCUUCAUUAUCAUGCCAUGUUAUUUUAUAGUUCACAUUAAAUUAUAGUUAAGCACACGAAAAGUAUCGUUAGAUAGAAAAUUUAUUACAUAAAUCAUAUCAUUUUUAAUUUAUUGAAAGCACGACCAUUAUCACUCGAGAACAAAUAUCAAUGAUUUAAUUGACGGAAAGCUACGAAAGUUUUCUUUUUUUUUUUUUGUAAAUAUUAUUAAGUACUAAUUUGUAGUAAAUCAUUCUUUCAAGAAAAAUUAUUCGCCAGUUCGCUCGAAUUUUAUUUAUAUAGAAUCACAGGCAGAAAUCUAGUAGAAAAAUGCAAAACAAAAUUAGAGCGAAAUAGAUAGAUAUAUGAAUUGGAACAAAAGGAGUGGGAGAAGACAGUAAUAUUUCGUGCAAUAUGCUAGUUCUGCAAUAGGUAGAUAAUUAUUGAACCGAAAUAGAUAGAAGCUUUAUGUAAAUAUUAAUCAAUAUACAUACGUAUUUACAUAGAUACCUGUAUGCAUAUUCAUAUAUUCACGUAUCUAUGUACAUACGUAUACUUUCAUUUACCCGCGAGAUAUGUAAUCGAAAAGAACGUUUAUCCUAGCGAAAAUGGAAAAGAUAAAAUUUCCAUACAUAUUUAUAAUAUCGUCGAAUGCAUGGAAUAUUUCCUUUUUAUUUUUUCAUAUAAAGCCAUCUGCACGAAUUUGAAUUUGAUAUAUAUAUAAGCAUGAAUAUCUGCAUGUCCAUAUAUAUGUAUUUUUUUAUCAUCAAUUAAUUUAAGCGAACUGGACUUAAUCAAAAGUAUUAGUUCAUUCGUUAAGAUAAGAAAAGAGAGAAAAGAGUGAGAAGAACGGAGAAAGGAAUACAUAUAAAAAGCAAAUACAUAUUUCUGUUAUAUUUACCUUCUUCUAUUGUUACUUAUCCUUUUAUCUCAGCAUUAUCCUAGAAAGUACCGUUUUACCUUGAUCUUUAUUACACAGAUAUUUUUUAUGAUUUUUGUAUCUUUAUCAUCAGUCUUGAAUUCAUCAAAAAUAUUAAUGCAUUCGUAAAAGAUCGUAUACGAACAAAUAAAUGUGAAUAAAACUUAAAGAGUUAUAAAACGAGUUAGAUAAAUGGAUUUCUUUUCUGUUGUUUUCUUUUUUUUUUCCCGUUUUUUUUUCUUCAUUAUACUUUUAUACUUUUUCUCAGGACUUUCAUAACAUUUUCGAAUUUUACGUAGAGUAUAAAUUCUAUCUACUACAUUUAUAUAUCAAAAAAUACCUGAUCUUUUUUAUCUCUUAAUACGUUUCGUUGUAAAAUUCUAUAUAAUUGACAAUUAGUUAAAAUUUUAAAUCAGUCAUAUGUUUUACAUUAUUUCACGUACAUAUUUUAUUUGUAAUAAUAUCAUCAAAUUAGAAAGUAAUGCCGUUUUUUUACGAAUAAAUUUGUAACUUUCAAAAUUCCGCGAAUACUUCAUUAAACAUAGAAAAGCGGCUUUUUGGAACGUAAAUCUAACUUGGUAGUACUUCGUGUCAAUUCAAUAGGAAAAUUGAUUCGGAAAUUGAAUUUUGGAAUUAUGAAGACUUUCCAUCUAUACCAACUUGCUGCACGUGAUUCACAGUGGUUAGUCUUCAAAAUUCCAAAAACAAAUUUUUUAAUUUAAUUAUUCAAACGGAUCACUAAUUUAAAAAGGAACGGCUUUGAAGUACACAGAAAUUUUUUCGAUAUAUAGAGAAAUGUUAUUACUUUUCUUUCAUAUAUUUAUAUAUAUGAAUAAAAUAAAUACGUAUAUAUAUUAAUAAAAUAAAAUAAAAAUAAACUCUCAUCUUGAAAAACAUAAUGUUUAGUAUAAUUUAAAAAAAUACGUAAUUGAAUUGGCACGAAAUCUAAUUUGGUGACCCUCAUUCAUGUAAUUCUGGCAAAAAAAGAUUUUAACAUCCUUAUUUUAUUCUUUUUUUGUAUUAUUUCACUAGAAAUUUAAAAUAUACUAUCUCCAAGAAAUGCGAUAUUGAGAAAAAAAAAACCAGAAAACAAAACUUUAGUAUUUUAAUUUUCUUUUUCUUACUCUUCUUUUAAUCCAGAUAAAUAAAUUAAAUACAAUUUUUUGAUGAAAUAUCUGAACUAAAUCUUAAAUAAUGAAACAUACAAUUCCGUCAACAUGAAGAUAUGCACGUAUCGUUUUAAUCAUAUAAUACUUAAGGGUUAUAUGUAUUGAUAUAUGUGUUUAUGCAUGUGUGUAUUACGUAUGAACGUUAUCCAAGGUACAUUAUGACGGAAUUGUAACCCCAAGUAAACAAGCAAAACGUGUGGAAGAGAUUAUUAUUUCUUCUGAAAGAUUCUUUGAUAAUGAUUAUUAGAAGUUUGAACGUGCUUAAACCAUCGAGCAUUUUGAAAAUACAUCCCUCUUCCAGAAGAUCUUCCCAACCUUUUACAGAUCCUAUUUAGUUACGUGUGUGUAUAUACACACGCGUACACGUACACGCAUAUGUACGGCUACGACAUAUAGGCAUACGCAUACACGCGCGCAGACACACACACAUACACAGAGAUAAUAUAGAGAUAGAUUUUUAAAAAUUUCAAAUUCUACUGAUUUUAUAAAAAAAAAAAAAAGUUUCAAAUAAAACUUUACUAAAUGUAAAAAAUGGAGAUAUAAUAUUUAUUGCAGCUAUUUUAUAAAAGAACGCUGUUUCAAAUCGAAAUACAGAGGUCAUAACAUAUUUCUUCCUUUUCUUCCCUUUUUUUUCUUUUUUUUUUUUUUUUUUGAAGCUUUAAUCGAUAUUUUCAACCGAGCAAAAACUGUAAACUUUGAAUCCGUAUGAAUCGAACGAAUAACUAGACUGCAACAUUUUCAUCAAUAUUUCAUCGAGUUAUAAUGCCUUGAAACCCAACAAACUACAUAUAAUCGCAAUAUACGUAUAUGACAAAAACUGGCUCUGUGAAAGAACUGCAAUAAAUAUUACAUUUUUUAUCACUCCUAAAAAAGUUCGCAACUUUUAUUCAAAUUAUUUGUUCAUAAAGUCGAUAGAAGUUUAAAAGAUGUUUGAUUAUACAUCUUCUAUUUAAAUUCUAUUAAAAAUAUCUAUUUAAAUUGAAACAUCUUAUAUGUUUGUAUUAGUUAUAACGAUUAUAUAUCGUUUUAUUAUUUCACUUAAUUUAUUAAUUGAACCUUUUUAAUAAGAACUCGAAAAUGAAAAACUUUUAAGGGACCAGAAAUUGUUGUCCUUUUAGGAAAAAGUCUUUUUAUACAUCCACUUGGAUUAUUCCAUAUACUAUGUGAUAAUUAAAGUACAAUAAAAAAAUUUUCGAAGAUGCAUAUAAAAAAAAAAGAAUGAAUAAAUAAAUAAAUAAAUAGAUAAUAAGAAUAAGAAUAAAAAUAAAUAAAGUAAUUAACUUAUAUGCGGGAAGUUUUCACUUCUCUUCAUUAUUUAGACUAAAAUUAUUUUUUUAAAUAUCCGUGAAGAAAGAAGAGAGUGUAGUCAAUUGCGAACUUUUUUUUUCGGAUAGUUUAUCCAUUGAUUACUUAUUAAUAUAAUAAUAAAUAAUAUAAAAAAAGAAUAAAAUUUUUUUUCCCCGAAUUACAUAUAUGAGGGUCGUUGAUUAUUAUGUUGAAUAGCAAUAUGAAGUUGUAUCAUAUUAGCAGUAAAGAGAAAUACACAUCGAAGAUGUUACUGCGAUUAUCUUUUACUCUACGUAUAAUUGAACACACGUAUAGAAAGUUAUUGAGAACUCUAUUAUUGAUUAUAAUUAAUAUAUAUAAUAAAUAAUAUAAGAAAUUUAGUCAUUGUGACUAUUUUGUACUACGAACUCGUACAUAUUUAUAAACUUUUUUUCCAUUUUUUUUCUCUUUUGUUUUUUAUGCUGUCACUACUUUUUUACUACAAGCUCGUACACA
Vespula vulgaris is the source of this 12790-nucleotide messenger RNA. RefSeq names its product J domain-containing protein DDB_G0295729-like. The coding region runs from base 3666 to 7991 and encodes 1441 amino acids. The transcript is spliced from 7 exons. Lineage: Eukaryota; Metazoa; Arthropoda; Insecta; Hymenoptera; Vespidae. The record is from RefSeq and is a predicted model, not a curated record.